AUGUCCACUACUCUAAAGGACAUCAAACAGAAUUAUUAGGCUAUGGAAUCUCAGAUAGUUGAAAUGACUAAAAAGCAGAGAUAAGAUCAAUUAGAUAAGCACAAGACUGUAUUGGCCUAAAUUGAUGCGCUAAAGCAAUUCCUCAAGAGUGAGGUUGCCAACCGAAAAGAGACAGAAUAGCAUUUUAACUAGACUAUUGAGGCAAGAGUUGCAUAGAUAACUGAGUAAUUCAAUAUCACUUAUCUCAACCAACUAUAUGAAAUGAAAGACUAAAUUGGGAAAUUUGAAACCAGACAAUAGAGAAUGGAAAUGAAGUCUAAAGAAAUCAAGCAUCUGAUAGACACUCAGCUGCAGAAAUAAAAAUAAGAAUUCCACUAGGCUUAUGAAACUUAAAAAGAUAAUGACACUAAGGAGUUGAAAUACAUUGGAGAGUUAGAGUAUAAUUUUGAUAAUAUGCUGAGUCUCAUUCAAACCUAGAGACACUCUGAAUUUUUGGAAUUGCAGUCCCUUAUUGAUUAAAACAUUAAUGAUACCUAAGUGUACUAGAACUAAGAGAAGACUAGAAAAAUUCUGUUUUCAGAGAUUAAUAACCUCAAAACAAAAUGCAAACUUGAAAUUGACAGUAGAAGACAGGCUGACGAGGAUAUAAGUGAGGCUUUGGAUAAGUAUCAUGAGAUUAUUUCUAAAGAGGUUGAAAAUAAGAGGUAGGAGAUCAGACAAAAGAAUCAAUGA
This is a messenger RNA of Stylonychia lemnae, 732 nucleotides long. The record is from the annotation of a GenBank genome assembly. Lineage: Eukaryota; Ciliophora; Spirotrichea; Sporadotrichida; Oxytrichidae.